This is a messenger RNA of Microplitis demolitor, 977 nucleotides long. Its product is annotated as cuticle protein 21-like. Bases 76 to 900 code for a protein of 274 amino acids. NCBI's taxonomy places the organism in Eukaryota, Metazoa, Arthropoda, Insecta, Hymenoptera, Braconidae. The transcript has 2 exons. The record is from RefSeq and is a predicted model, not a curated record. Gene Ontology annotation, cellular component: extracellular matrix.
AUAUAAACCGAAACCACCGACAGUCAGACAUCACUCACUCGAUACUCAGAUCAACAGAUCAACAAACAAAAAAUCAUGGCAUUCAAGUUCAUCACUCUCUUGGCUCUCGUGGCAGCCGCCAACGCCGGAUUCAUCCCAGCGCACCAGCCACUCGCUUACGCAGCAGCCCCAGCGUACGCCACCCCCGUGUUAGCGAAGGCCAUCAACGCCGAAGACGACGCUCAUCCUCAGUACAACUUCAAUUACGACGUCCAGGACUCAACAACCGGCGACUUCAAGAGCCAGCAUGAAAUCCGCGAUGGUGACUCUGUUCAGGGCAGCUACUCUCUCCUUGAAUCCGACGGAACCCGCAGAACUGUUGACUACACCGCAGACUCAUUAAACGGAUUCAACGCCGUCGUCCGCAAAGAACCCGCUCAGGUUGCCGUUAAAGCUGUAGCCCCAGCUGCACUUGCUGUCAAAGCCGCGCCCAUCGCCUACGCCGCCCCAGCUAUCGCUAAAGUUGCUGCACCAGUAGCAUACGCCGCACCUGCAGCAUACGCUGCUCAUUACGCACCAGCUGCAUACGCAACUCACUACGCACCAGCUACUUACUCUGCCCACUACUCUGCACCUGCCGCCUACGCUAAAGUCGCUGCACCAGUAGCCUAUGCUGCUCCAGCUGCAUACGCAACCCACUAUGCCGCUCCAGCUAUCGCUAAAGUCGCUGCACCAGUAGCAUACGCUGCACCCGCUGCAUACUCAACUCACGCCGUAGCUAAAGUCGCUACCCCAGUUGCUGCAUACGCACCAGCUGCAUACGCAACCCACUACUCUGCACCAGCUGCAUACACAGCCCACUAUGCUGCACCAGCUGCAUACGCCACCCACUACGCAGCACCUGCUUACUACCACCACUAAUUACAAAAACUUGAGUCAUACUACUUCUGUACAAUAAAGACUUGAUUUUUAAAUUUGAAUAAAUAUUUAUACCUGAA